AUGAGUGCUAUUCUAGAACCUUUGGUUAGAGUUGUCGAAUACGUCGAAUCAUUAAAUGCUGAAUAUUUAUCUAAAUCCAGUGAUGAAUUGAAGGCAAUGACCCUUUUCGAAAGGGCUUCCAUUUAUGAUUGGAGAUUUGAAAUGACUUGUACCGUUAUUUUAAUUUUGGUAUAUUUAAUGUACUUCAUUGGUAUCUCAACUAACAAACGCCAUGCAAACAGGUUAUUCAAAAAGUUUAACUCAUAUUUGAAGAAUGACCUGGAAUUUUCUCGUGUUGCUUUCACUGAUUAUGAAGGUAAACAACAAGAAUAUUUAGAUCAACAUCAAUAUAGCUGGUUUACUACUUUUGCUACUGGUAGAUCAUCUAUUGAAAGUAUUACUAUGAGAGCUCAUUUAUUACCUCGUAGCAAUCUAUUGUCUAUUAUAUUCGAAUAUGCUAUUGCUUAUUUCUUCCCAUCUUUGGCUGUGCGUGAUUUGGACGAAUUCGCACAAGUUAUUAUUAAGCCAAAUGGUGUUUAUGCCGCUAAUGCUGAUUCUAAAAUAAACGCUAAUGCUGGUGAAAUAUUGGGUAAACUUCAAUUUAUUACUUCAAUUGUCAACAAAGAUGUUAUGAAUGAUUCACGUAGCAAUAACUACUUCUUAUCCUUGACCCAUACAAGUGAAAGUGAUAAAUUACCAGUCGAAUAUGUAUACAUGUCUGAAGCUAAUCAAUUCAAUGGAUUUUUCCACCACUACAUUAAAGAAACUACUUUAAAUCCAUUAUUGAAAAAUUGUUCAAGAUUCUUACAAUUUAUUAGUUUCACCGAUUUGCCAAUUGAAAAACCUUUAACUCAAAAACUAUUUGAUCAGAAUCAAUCUCCAAAGUGUAUUAUUCGUGUCAAAUUCCCAAAGAGCAACGAAGAAAUCGAGUUAUUGCAAAAAUUGGUAUCAUCUAUAGUUGAAGUUUUUGACAACUGUACCCGCGAUUUAAUCCAAGAUUCUAGUAAUAAAUUUUUAACUAAUGAUUUAUUAAAGAAAUCUGUCACCUUCCGUUCCCAAGAAAUUGACAGAAUUAAUAAAUUAAUGAAACAAGCUGAAUUAGAGGUAGCAAAAGAAAAGAAGUUAGAAUUAGAAAAAGAGAGAAGACGCCAAUUGAAAGAAUCUGGUGAAUUAUCCAAGAUUGACCAGAAAAUGAAAGAGAAAAGAGAAAGACGUCAAAGAAACAAACAGAGAGUUAAGAUGUAA
Molecule: messenger RNA, 1224 nt
Organism: Vanderwaltozyma polyspora DSM 70294
Lineage: Eukaryota; Fungi; Ascomycota; Saccharomycetes; Saccharomycetales; Saccharomycetaceae
Exons: 1
Coding region: 1-1224 (407 amino acids)
Biological process (GO): endoplasmic reticulum calcium ion homeostasis
Cellular component (GO): endoplasmic reticulum
Molecular function (GO): calcium ion binding
Source: RefSeq, a predicted model, not a curated record